AUGGUCUCAACAGUUUUAUGCAAAAGCAGAAGCACAAAAAUAGGUACGAACAGGAACCGUGUUGCGUUUGAUAUGCCUCUUACACAAACUAAUGAAAUCCUGUUUCACUACAAAUCUGCGGUAAAAGUCGGUGAACUAGAGAGAUAUGUAAUUACUUAUCAUCUUUAUGAAGGUGAGGAAAUUCCACUAGAUUUGAAUUUGGAUUCCUUAUGGUUGAAGGUGAGGAAUAUGAAUCCGCUAUCGUACAGAGCUGCGUACUUAAUGGGACCAUUCAUGUUGUAUUGCGAUGUUAAAACUGCCGAGUAUCAUCAUUCUCAAAAAAUAGUUGCCUCAGUUGACUAUCCUAAAUUCGAACCUAAUGUUCAGACUCAACAAGACUUCAUCGCUGAACUUUCGGUGCAUAAUAUACGACAGAAUUACGUAUGGAUCGCUGAUGUUAUGAGCCAAAUAUUGUUCACUACAAAUACCAACGUUACCUAUGAAGUCACUAUUGGAACGACCAGAGAGUCGGUAGAAAAUCCACAUGAUCUGCCAUCAUAUCUAGGUUCCUAUAGCCCCAAAUUAACAGUAAACAGGUUAAAUACUUUAGAUUUAUGGAAUCUUCCUGUGCAGAUUACUACUCCUCGCAAAAAGAAGCACCUAGUAAUAUUGACUCACGGUCUACAUUCUAAUGUGUCGACUGAUCUAGUGUAUAUUAUGGAACAGAUAUACAAAGCACAAAAAAACUAUCCUUCAGAACAAAUUGUUGUGAAAGGUUAUAGGGGAAACGUUUGUCAAACUGAAAAGGGAGUCAAAUAUUUAGGCACUCGUUUAGCUGAAUACAUUAUCCAAGAACUGUACGAUGAAUCUAUUCACAAAAUUUCCUUUGUAGGGCAUUCAUUAGGAGGUUUAAUCCAAGCUUUCACAAUAGCAUAUAUUUACGAGGUUUACCCUUGGUUUUUUCAAAAGGUAAAACCAAUAAAUUUUAUCACUUUAGCCUCACCGCUUUUAGGUAUUGUCACAGAUAAUCCUACUUAUAUCAAAGUGCUACUUUCAUUUGGAGUUAUUGGUAAGACGGGCCAAGACUUGGGUCUGGAAAAUGAAGCUGAAAUGGGGAAACCUCUCCUCUACUUACUAUCUGGUGAGCCUUUAACAGAGAUUUUGCGUAGGUUCAAGAGAAGAACAGUAUAUGCGAACGCCAUUAAUGAUGGAAUUGUUCCUUUGUAUACUGCAUCCCUGUUAUUUUUAGACUAUAACGAUAUUUUAGAGCAGUUACAGAAACUCAAAGAGAAUAGCAGAAAAUCACCUCUGAUAAACAAUGCUACAACACCUGAAAAUCAAGACUUCUUUAAUAAAACUUUCAUUUCGCCUUUUACUAAAGUGUUAAGUAUAUUGGCACCACAAAAGUUUCCUACAGAAGAUAGUUCCGAGAUUCCUAAAGUAUCUUUUUUCUCAUCAGCGAGCUCAAUUCUCCUGCCACCAUUACCUGAAAGAGCGUAUAUAAUGGAUCCAGAUUCAAGAGAUCCUGUCAUUAUCCAUGACAAAGUAUACACAGAAGAUGAUAUUCCACAAUCUGAAUUCAAUAUCGGAGAUGGAUUUUUUGACAAGAAGAACAUUCUCCUUCAAGCUUUUUUUGCAGGAGAAAAAGAGCGUGCUAAGUAUCGAAACCUGGAAGAAACGAUUGCUCGGAGAUGGCAUACGGGGAUGUCAUGGAGAAAGGUUGUUGUUGCACUAAAACCCGAUGCGCAUAAUAACAUCAUAGUCCGAAGAAAGUUUGCCAACGCCUAUGGGUGGCCUGUAAUCGAUCAUAUGAUAAAUGUGCACUUUAGCGGUGAUGACGAUGACGAAGACAAUAUUCACCCUACUCAAGUCGUUGAACCGUUUCAGAAUUUAGCUGAAGAAAUGGGAAAAUGCAAAAAAAUGGAAAGCAUCUCCCCAGAAUAUGCAUGGUUGGAUAAAGUGGAAACGAAUGGUGUCUUUGAUGAAGGUCCCACGGGAAUGAUAUCUACUUUUGGUGAAAUAGUCGAGGCGUUUGCUAAGAAGGGUUUUAGCGCCGUGGUCGAAAGAGGAAAUACGUCAGAUGAUCCGAAUGAUGAGGUUCUUCGGUUUGAAGAGAUGAAUAGUGAUUUAGUACAAUGA
Molecule: messenger RNA, 2118 nt
Organism: Saccharomyces mikatae IFO 1815
Lineage: Eukaryota; Fungi; Ascomycota; Saccharomycetes; Saccharomycetales; Saccharomycetaceae
Gene: ROG1
Product: putative lipase ROG1
Exons: 1
Coding region: 1-2118 (705 amino acids)
Molecular function (GO): monoacylglycerol lipase activity
Source: RefSeq, a predicted model, not a curated record